AAAUUCCAAAUUCCAAUGACUAAUCGAUUUACCCGUUUCCGGUUUCACAAGAGCUGUUACAUAAUAUGUAUAACACGGACGGGUACCAGCAAACCUAUUUUCAUUUUCGGAAACCAGAAUUUACCCAGUCAUCUAAAUUCCCACGAUAUAAAGUCAUUGAUCGUGCCGCUUUUGGAUUGUUCAGCUGUCAGUAUGAAUCGCAUGGUACUUCUCCUUCUUGGUCUUACAACUGUCAAGACAGAUAACACUUGCCCAGGAUUACCAAUGUGUUUCUGCAACAAAGACAAGACAUCAGUGAAUUGUGAAGGAAGACAUUUGACAACUAUUCCUGACAAAAUUCCAACAUGGGUUGUAAAGCUCUUCUUAGGCUACAAUGAGCUGACUAACAUAACUACGGGUGCGUUUGCUUCGUUUCCAGUGUUAGAGCGUCUGCAACUUGAUCAUAACAAGAUAAAUAUCAUACAGCCGUAUGCAUUUAAAAACCUCUCAAGUCUUGUUUAUCUCGAUCUCCGUGAAAAUAAAUUAUUCGAAAUAGGAAAGAAUGCAUUUUCAGACAUGCAGAGCUUGCAAACGCUUUAUCUUUUAACCAACCGAAUACAAAGAAUAAACAAAUCAGCUUUUAGCGGAACUGAACGCCUAGCUUACCUAUAUUUACAGGCGAACGCACUAACUGCUAUACCAGAACUAGGAAAAGUACAAAAUCUGAAGAAACUUAUUCUAGAUGCAAAUAAUAUAUCGAAUGCCACUUUCCCUUCAUGUUUUUCAACAAUCCAGAUGCCACUGUACAUUGGACUUAGUGGUAACAACAUCAAAAUCAUAAGUAACCACACCUUUGAGACUCUGCGCAAUAAAUCAUUAUCAAGUUUAGUCUUAACAAAAAACAAACUUUCAGAAGUUGGCACUGGAACAUUUUAUCCGCCUGGUUCUAUAACGUCACUUAGAAUUGGCUCAAAUCCAUUAAGUGCACCGGUGCUACGAACAACCAUUGGGAGUCUGAAAGGGAAGAACAUGGCUUCUCUUGAUAUAUCAGGUAUUCAACUGAAUGGAGUCCUUCCUGAAAACACUUUUGAACUUUUGAAGAACACUUCAAUAACAACAUUGAGUAUGCGCUCUAAUAAAAUCGUUAAAUUACCAGAUCGCGUCUUUUUUGGACUGAACAAGCUUCAUGUCCUAGACUUGACGCAAUGUGAGAUAAUGGAGACGUCUCCACAAUCAUUUAUAGGUUUAGAUAAAUUAGCAGUACUGAUAUUGAAUAGAAAUAAACUGAAGAAUGUGCCAACAAAUUUACCGACAAGUUUAACAAGCCUUUACAUGGAUGACAAUGAAAUAACGACCAUUCCAGACAAAUCGUUCUACAAUUUGACAUCACUUCAAGAACUACGAAUACGUUACAACACGGUUCUAACACUAGAACAAGACUCAUUCCGUGGUCUAGUUCAACUUACCAAAUUAUCAUUAUAUGAUAAUAACAUUGCAAUACUGCCAGGAAAGGUAUUCAGUCCUCUAUCACGUUUGAUAUCUUUAGAUCUCGAGAAAAAUAACUUGGUGGAAAUUCAGUACUCUAAAGGUAGAUUUUCAGCUUUGGGUUCGCUCGUAUACCUAAAUCUAGCCAAUAACAACUUGAGAUAUAUACAGCCUGACUUAUUUCAGUUUACACUUUCUUUGAAGUAUUUGCAUUUAGAACAUAACUCGCUUAGCAACUUAUUAGCUGAAGACUUUGGAGGCAGAUUAUUAAAAGGACUUGUAAAACUUCGGGAACUGAAUUUGAUGGAUAACAAACUUUAUGCCGUUCCAGAUGCUACGUUUCAAAAUCUGGAGUCACUUGUUUUCUUAAAUCUGACUGACAACAAAAUUAAAGGAUGGGGUCCUAAUCUAUUUAAAUCAAUGUCAAAACUACAAGUUUUAGACCUUACAAACAAUCUUAUCGCUACGCUGAAGAAAGAAAAUCUAAAAGAUCUAAGUACAUUGAAAAGUUUAAACCUUACCGGAAACCCGUUUAGUUGUAAUUGUGAUUUACGGUGGUUCCGCGACUGGAUCAAUUCUACAACAGUUGAUCUUGCUAAAAAUGACACUUACCGAUGUUACAGUCCAGAUGACUGGCAGGGUAAGAAACUGCUUUCAUUCAACAGGAACAAAAUAAACUGCAUUAUAAUAAAAUGGUGGUACAUCAUGAUUGGGUGUGCAGUUGCAGCUGUUUUUGUCAUCAUCAUUUCCGGGUUGUUGUACCGAAAACGUUGGCCGCUUAAGUUAUAUUUUUAUAAACUUAGAAGAAGACGAGAACCACGAAAACACGGGGCUGCCGACGGACGUGGUGGUUAUGGAGCUAUUAAUAAUGAGGAAGGAUUUGACGCCUACGUCUCAUGCGCAGAAGAAGACAAGCAAUGGGUUCUUGAUAAUCUUCUCCCUGGCGUUGAUCAAGGAAAGAAAGACGAUGAACACGUUUUUGGCGGACAAUUCUGUCUUUAUUUCGAAGACAGGGAUUCAGAACCAGGUCGUUCAGUUGCUGGUAACAUUUAUGAAAAUAUGAUAGUCAGUCGCAAAGUUAUCGUUGUCCUCAGCCGAAACUAUUUGCAAAGUCCAAUGCAUCUUUGGGAGCUAGAUCUUGCCACUGUGCAAAUGUAUGAUAAUGACAAUAAGCUUGAGGAAAUCAUUGUUGUCCAUAUUGAAAAAGGGUUGCCAGACAAGAUUCCAAAACGCAUCUCCCAUACGAUGAAGAGAAACCAAAUUGUUGAAUGGAGUGACACACCUGAUGCAAAGGAACACUUUAAACACACAAUAAAUGAUAAAUUGGGAAGAAAGAAUAUUGCUGCCAACUACGAGGCUGUAUAAAGCUACAGACUAAUGUUGAUUGGUGACGCUGUACAAAAUAAGUGAGAUCUUUAUAGUGAUUGAAAUCUUAAUUAUUGCCAUUCACUCUGAACUUUAGUUGAAUAUUUGUCAUGUCUUUGAGUGUUGAACACAACACCAGACGGGAUGUAUAAGUCUAGCGGGUCGGCAUAUUGUUUAUAAAGCCAAAUACUCGCCCAAAUAUAUUCCCGUCUGAAGGAAUGAUUUUUGCGUGUAAGUUUGAAUACAACACAGUAUUAUGACUGGAUGUUUAAGCCUUAAAGUUCAUCAACAUUAUUUCUUCAACUGCUUACUAGUUCUUAUAUGUUCCCUAUUUGUACAUAAAAAUGUAUUGUAACGUAUUGCUUAACAUAUUUAGUUUUCAAAAUAUAAUGACUUAAUAGACAUUAAUAGACAUUCUUAUGUUCUCUAUUUUAAUAGAAUUAUACUUUGACUAACACUUAUAAUUAUCAGUUAAGUUGAACAUUUAUGUAUAUUGUAUUUUGUUGUUCAUAUCUCUUUGAUAAUACACGUUUGUGGAUUGUUAUCUUCAACAAUAAAAAUGACAAAAAUGAAACAAA
This is a messenger RNA of Ruditapes philippinarum (Manila clam), 3407 nucleotides long. RefSeq names its product toll-like receptor 3. The transcript is spliced from 3 exons. The coding region runs from base 16 to 2829 and encodes 937 amino acids. Lineage: Eukaryota; Metazoa; Mollusca; Bivalvia; Venerida; Veneridae. Gene Ontology annotation, molecular function: protein binding. Gene Ontology annotation, biological process: signal transduction. The record is from RefSeq and is a predicted model, not a curated record.